Messenger RNA from Perca flavescens (yellow perch), 2483 nucleotides. RefSeq names its product PR domain containing 1b, with ZNF domain (gene prdm1b). The transcript has 6 exons. Gene Ontology annotation, cellular component: nucleus; cytoplasm. The record is from RefSeq and is a predicted model, not a curated record. Gene Ontology annotation, biological process: regulation of transcription by RNA polymerase II; cell fate commitment. NCBI's taxonomy places the organism in Eukaryota, Metazoa, Chordata, Actinopteri, Perciformes, Percidae. Gene Ontology annotation, molecular function: DNA-binding transcription repressor activity, RNA polymerase II-specific; protein binding; RNA polymerase II cis-regulatory region sequence-specific DNA binding. Bases 1 to 2154 code for a protein of 717 amino acids.
AUGAAGCUGGAAAGCACACCAGGAGACAUGAGCGGGUGGAGGGAGGUGGACUUUGUCCUCAACUGCACAUACAUUGUGCCAGACCAGGUGUCGGACCCCAGCUUCAGUCUGCCCAAAGCCAUGACCUCCAUUCCACGCAACCUCACCUUUGAAUACAGCACAGACAAUGAGGUGAUGGGCGUGUUCAGCAAAGAAUAUAUCCCUCAGGGUACUCGCUUUGGCCCUCUGCAAGGGGUCAUCUACACCAAAGACAACGUACCCAAACAGGCCAACAGGAAAUACUUCUGGAGGAUUUACAGCAGUGGGCAGCUUCAACACUUCAUUGAUGGCUAUGACGUCCACAGGAGCAACUGGAUGCGUUAUGUCAACCCGGCCCACUCUCUGGCCGAACAGAACCUGGUGGCGUGCCAGAACGGACGGGACAUCUACUUCUACACCAUCCGACCCGUGGAGCCCAAUCAGGAGCUGCUGGUUUGGUACAGCCAGGAGUUUGCCCAGAGGCUCUGCAGCCAGGAGGUCGACAUCAAACAGAAAUACAUGAGUUCUGAUGAAGAUCAUGAGCCGGAGUACACCAAACAGCACCUACCUCAGCAGACAUGGCUUAAAGAAAUAACAAAGGAAGAGGUGAAAGAAGAGAGGGAUGACGAUGGAGAGGAGAAUAUCGACGUAGAGAUGUUAGAAAGAGACACUCCGCCUGACACGCCUGACGACCAGAUCAUGGACUUCAGCAAAAAGUUUGAAAAGGAGAGCAACAGAGAUCCAGAAGACCAGGGGAUCAUUCCGUCCCCUAAGCCCGAACCCAAAGACCCUAGCCUGGGCUUAAAUCACCCGUACUUAACAAAUCCCCAUCCUGCACAUUCAUCUCAGCACCGAAAUCUCCCUCUUCACCUCCACGGCCUCUACAGGGAAGGCGUUUCAUCUUACCCCCUUUACCACCAAUCCAGCCCCCUCCAGUCCAAUUACCAGCUUCUUCCUCCCUACGGCCCACACUAUCCUCGCCUCCUCCUUCCUUCGUACUCCCCUCCUUUUCCUGGGAUGCUGCCCUCAAGAGGAUCGCUCCGAUACAGCAGCUAUCUGGGCACAGACGGACUCCCGUAUCCACCCAUCGGCCCACCAAAUCUGCUGCCAGUGUCUCUCCCCUACCCUCCACCUUCACAGGGAGGUCUGAAAGAACUAAAACCAAAUGUGUCGCCACCACGAGGCGCCCCGGCCACCCCAGAGCUCUCCCCUCUCCCCAAGCCUGACAGUCAGCAUCAGUCUACUGAGCAGUCUAGCUCUGGUAGCGAUGAAGCCAUGAAUCUCAGCCUGGCUACGACCAAAAGCAACCCAGCGACACGCAGCAGCCCUGGCCACAAAUCUCUGCCCUACCCACUGCAGAAACAGAAUGGAAAGAUCAAGUAUGAAUGUAAUAUCUGCUCAAAGACUUUUGGACAGCUGUCAAACCUCAAGGUCCAUCUCCGAGUGCACAGUGGUGAGAGACCUUUCCAGUGUAACCUAUGUAAAAAGAGCUUCACUCAGCUGGCCCACCUCCAGAAACAUCACCUGGUCCACACGGGGGAGAAGCCACAUGAAUGUCAAGUGUGUCACAAACGCUUCAGUAGCACCAGCAACUUGAAAACACACCUACGCCUCCACUCUGGGGAAAAGCCUUACCAGUGCAAGCUGUGUAGCAUUAAGUUCACCCAGUACAUCCACCUCAAACUGCACCGCCGCCUCCACACCAGCCGCGACCGGCCCUACCGCUGCCAGCUCUGCGCCCAGGCCUUCUUCCACCGCUUCUCCCUCCGCAUCCACCAGUGCAGCUGCUGCAUGGCUAACUCCAAUGCACCUGUCAACAUACACAUGAAACAGAUGGUGGAGCGGUUUGACGCCAGCCAGGAGGCUGACAUGCUUACAGAGGCGGCAUCGGCACUGCAGGUGGAGGAAGCGGUAGAGCAAUGGUUGGCUCGUACCUUGGAAGGCGAGGGGAAGAAGGACCAGAAGGAGGCCACCAUACUGCUGAAAGCUCUGACGGCAGCUAUUAACGCAUCAGCAAUCCCCAUGGCCCAAUCAGCUAUACCUACAUCACACCACAGCCCUCCACUGACUUAUCAGGAGAGGGCCAGUGUUGUUCAUCUCCACCAACGGCCAACAGUGAAGACAGAAGGACAGUGAGAAGAAAGAGGGGGAAAUAUAAAAAAGACAUACAACCAAGAAACAAAAUGUCGCCAAAUAAAACUCCCCUUAUUGUCCAUGAAGUGCACUAAAGGGAAUAUAAACUUUCAUAAUCCAAUGAGCAUAGCACCAAAAGAAGAGCAUUCCAAAGACUGGGCGAGGGUAUUUAGUGAUUGUACGCCUCCCAAAACUCAGUUUAAAAAAUGAAAAUGGAGGAGGAUGCUAAGCUGUGAAAUAUUUAAAACUCUUUUCACUCAGGUAGAGAAGUGUUGCAUUUUUGUGCUUUAACUUAUUACUUUUUGUUUUGUUUUUGUUUGAGUCAUGUAUAU